GAUUUAAAGAGCCUAAUAUAAAUGGCACGAAAUUCCGCUUGCUGCAGCUCAAAUCGCAACUCACUAAUUGUCUUAAAUGAAAUGAUAAGUAUUGUUUUGACGUCAUAAGUGAGAAGAUGAUCGAUUUCAUUAUUGUGUCAUCGACACUGUCGUUGAACACUAUACAAAUAUGACUUGUUGCUUACGAAAUCGGCGCGCAUCGAUGACAAAUGUUUUGCCGUUUUUCUAGCUCUAUAUGAGCUUGGCUUGAGCUUGAGCUGGAGCACAGCUAUUAUAUAUAGCUCAAUUAUUUAUAAAUUCGAUUGCUGGAGAAGGAAAACAAUAUUAAUUGACACAUCAGCUCGCAGGACAGCUGUCUUCAUUUUGGUGGUGGUCUAACUACACUGUUGACGUUAGUGGAAGCCUCGCUUAGAAACCCAGUCGUGAACUGUAGUGGACGGCAGUUCCACACGGUUUCCACACUGCUCCUCUGAAGUACUGGGACGGUGAUGUCGGCGCCCGUGGACGCCCCUGUGGACGCCCCUGUGGACGCGGUGGACAGUCAGAUGGAGACGGUGGACGCGGCCUCUGUGCCGCCGGCGGGAGGUGACACAGGAGAUGCCGGAGUGUUCGGGUUCGGCCGGGCGACGCCUAUCGUCCAGGCCACUGCACCCACCGCCAAAGAUUCCUUCGAGUACAACAUGAACCACAAGCGGCGUGGCCGGGCCGUCAUCUUCAACCACCGCGACUUCCAUCCGGACCAGCAGAUGAAGAUGAGAAACGGCACAGACGUGGAUCGCGACUCCCUGGAGGCGGUCCUGAGGGACCUGGACUUUGAUGUUGAGGUCCACAAUGAUCUGCGAAAGUCGGAGCUGUUUGCUGUGCUGGAUAAAUUGUCCACGGCCGACCACUCGGACGCCGACUGUCUGGUCAUCUCGUUCCUCUCUCAUGGUGAUACCGGUGUACUGUACACUUACGACGAGAUCCUGAAGUCGGACCACCUCUGGACCCGCUUCACGGCCGAUAGGUGUCCGUCGCUGGCCGGAAAGCCAAAGAUUUUCUUCAUUCAGGCGUGUCAGGGUGACCAGCUAGACGGCGGCACCACUCUGGUGCCGCGUCGCACCGCCACCGACGGCGACGUGGUCUCCUACAAGAUCCCCACGCACGCCGACUUCCUCCUGUGCUUCUCCACCGUGCCGGGCUACUACAGCUGGCGUAACACCACACAGGGCUCGUGGUUCGUGCAGGCGCUGGUCCACUGCCUGCGCAAGUACGGACGGCAGCUGGAUCUUCUGACGGUGAUGACGCGAGUUAACAGACUGGUGGCCACCGACUUCCAGUCCAACUGCCCCGGUGAUCCGGGCAUGCACCAGAGGAAGCAGAUUCCCUGCAUCAGCUCCAUGCUCACUCGGGACGUUUUCUUCACGCCCAAGGUUCGCCGCAACUAAGGUCCUCUCGGCAUACAACGCACGUGCCAGCAUUUCUGGCCGAGGGGAUUAUAGGUGGCGCCACAAUUGUGGGCAGGACGGACGGAAAGUUAGGUCUUGCAUCGACCUACUUCAACUGGCAGCGAAGCGAAGCAGUUGCUAGAUGAUACGAGCACUGUUGCCAGGUAUCAUGCACUGUCUUGUCCGGAUCGGUGUGGGCUGUUAUGAUGGGCAUUGGGCAUGCGCCUCGGGCGGAGAAGUGACGAGGGGGCUCUGUGCUGGUCAAGCUAGGUCCUAUUGAUAGUGACCGCCUUAGUUGUGAGGUUUGCACCGAUAUCAAAAGACGUUGGCCCUCCAAGCGUUGUCUAUGUAGAUGUCGACGUAGAACUGUGCGGGGCGUUAGUUCGCUAGUUUGCGGAGACCCGUCAGUAGAUUCACUCGGGCUCAUGUGAAUGCUUUGUCGAUGCUGUUUAUAACAGGCCAGUGCUUACUAUCUCCAACCAGUAAUAUCAUAAGCGCUAUUUCUGCUUUCUGGGACGUCUCCUCAUCUUAUCACUUUCAGGGAUAUCUUGAUAUUAACUUUGGGCUGAUGCUUCUCUGAUAGUUGCUAGAUCGGCGAACAGUACAACAAUACAACAUCCUGCCUUUGGUGUACAACACAAACACCGCAAAGAUACAACAUUCUGCCUUUGGUCUGGUACAAUGUCACAAGACCGCUUAGGAAACAGCACUGCACUCAAUGUUGUUGGAACACCCUGCCAACUUUCAGUGGAUCACAUGUUCUUUCGGAGGUCUUUCGGAUGUUUGUGUGGAAGUGUGCGGGACGUGGACAGAAGCUGGCUGAUUCUUUAGUGGCAAACCCGCCCUGGCCGUUUCACUGUGGAUCUAAUCCACCAUGCCAUAUCACCAGAUUGUUGUUCAAGAACCCGUCCGAUUUUGUCAGUGUUUUAGGUCUUAUGUCAGGUGAACCCUGGGGUCUUCUGAAAUAGGUCCCAUGUUUGUAUUAAAUCCGCUGGUAAGUUACGGUUGUCUGUGACUUCUUACGUGAUUCGCUCUCGUCUCUAUGCUUUUGUCACAAUUUAGCAAUAAUAGGAGCCGUGUUAGCUUGACGUCGCUUUUUUGUUGUAAUUACUUACUGAUAGUUUUGACUGAUGAAAUUUGGGCCACUGGUGAUGACAUUUAGUUUGUCUAAGCGCUACUCAUGUCAAGUGUCAUCGAAGCUUAUUUUUGUGUCUUCCGUGCUCGACGCAAGAUUAUCGGCCGCUGUAUCCCAUCUUUGAUUGCAUUUAAACACGACAUCUGAAUAGAUAUAUAUUCAUGUAAUUGGUCAUCAUGUCACAACUGAAACUAAUCUGUACACUUGCAGCUAUGUUCUACACACUUGAGACUUGACCAGACUCACGAUGGCUCCUUGCGUUGACUUGUCCGUGCCCGUGAAUGCUUGAAAAUAGUUGUUUCAGAUUAUUUCCAUCACAAGUGUAUGUCGGGCUGCACAUGUUGCGUCCAUAGCCUGCCUCUUUUGUGGAGAACAUGAUCUCCACGCUAGCAGUUGUGAAGUGUGAUUGGAAAUAAACAAUCCGGCGGA
This is a messenger RNA of Amphibalanus amphitrite, 2991 nucleotides long. Its product is annotated as caspase-1-like. Gene Ontology annotation, cellular component: cytoplasm. NCBI's taxonomy places the organism in Eukaryota, Metazoa, Arthropoda, Thecostraca, Balanomorpha, Balanidae. The coding region runs from base 489 to 1427 and encodes 312 amino acids. The record is from RefSeq and is a predicted model, not a curated record. The transcript is spliced from 7 exons. Gene Ontology annotation, biological process: apoptotic process; proteolysis.